AGUCCAGGGGCGGGGUGCCGGUGCGGGAGGACUCCCUCACACCAAGCAGCCGUGUGGAUGCCCCGCCGGGCGGAGAGCCGCGGCCCGUCCCUCUGCUCGCCCGUUCCCCGCCGAGGCCGCGGUGCUCGCGUCUCCGCCCGCUUCCGGCUUGAGGAGUGGGUCGAGCCUAAUGAAGGCGGCGCCGAUUGGCUGGGAGAGACGCCCCUGCUCCCCGCCAGCCAAUAGGCGCGCGGCACACUGCGGCGCGUGUGAAGCCGGGCAGAGGCCAAAGGUGCUGUGUUUUCAGCCAUCCUCAGCCCUCCGGCAGCGCCGUGUUCCCACCUGUUGUCCUUGGGUGCCACUCUCAGGGGACGGUGUGGGCAGUAGAGCACGAUGUUCCUGGUGGGACUCUCGGGUGGGAUCGCAUCGGGGAAGAGCACGGUGGUGGCGGUGCUGCGGGAGCUGGGCUGUGCCGUGAUCGAUGCCGAUGUCAUUGCCAGGCAGGUGGUGCAGCCCCACUCCAAGGCCCAUCAGCAGAUCCUGCAGCACUUUGGCACCGAGAUCCUCCUGGAGAACGGCGAGAUAAAUCGUGAGGCUCUGGGAAACAUUAUCUUCUCCCAGCCAGAGAAACGGCGGCUGCUGAACUCCAUCACCCACCCUGAGAUCCUGAAAGAGAUGCUGAAGCAGGUCCUGAAGUACUUUGUACUCGGGAAUGUUGCCAUUUCCACAGGCUACCGCUACGUGAUCCUGGACAUCCCUCUGCUCUUCGAGACCCGUGGGCUGACCAGGUUAAUGAAAUACACAGUGCUGGUUUAUUGUCAUUCCCCCUGCUGCCCGAGGAAGGCAGAUCCCCCGUUCCCCCCCACCCCCGGCUCAGCCCCGUGCUCGCCCGGCAGUGACCCCCCCACGCAGCUGCUGCGGCUGAUGAAGAGGAGCGGGUUGAGCGCGGCCGAGGCCGAAGCUCGGAUCAGCUCCCAGCUGCCCCUGGACGAGAAGCGCAAGUGGGCGACCCACGUCAUCGACAACUCCGGGGACCGGGACAGCACGCGCCGGCAGGUCCUGCGGCUGCACACCCGCCUCGAGGAUUCCCUGGAUUUCCUCUGGGCACGGCUGGCCCUGGGCACGGCCCUCGCCGGCUUUGGAGGGCUGGUGUUCCUUCUCAUCCGGCAUUUCAUCUCUUAAUUCACCUUUCUCUUAGUCAGGGAAGGGGCCUGAAUUUCCCCGUUUGAAAAGGGCAGUGAAAGGCCGCCUCUGUUAAUGAGCUUUGCCAGCUGAAUGCAGACAGCAGCAUGAGGCGUCUCCUUGCACACUUCCCAAGGUGAAUGCAACCAGAGGUUUUUUCAGGCACGUUCUCCCUGCUCAGGUUCUCUGUGGAAUGAGACCCUUGUCCCCAUGUGGGUCUCUUCAGUGAGCUGAGGCACUUUAAUCGGGGACAAUCUCACUUUAAUCUGGGACAAUCUCACUUUAUUCGGGUAGAAUCUCGCUAAUGUCUUCCAGGACAAUAUCCCUAGGUGGGUGCCUUCUCAGGCACCUGUUAUUGCUUCCAGUGUCCCCUGGGUGAUUCCUUGUAGUUCAGCCCUCCUAAUCCAAAUUUAAACUUGGGAUUUCUCCUCUUCUGUGUUGAUUUAGUGGAAACUUGUUAAAUCGGUGAGGGGGAGGACAGCACCUCGUUCGCAUGGAGCUGGCUGCUCCUCACCCCUGUGGCCUUCACUCAUGGGUCAUCCUUAGCUUUGGCUCCAAGGGUCUGAUCCGACCUGGGCUCUCCCUUGCUCAAACUCAUUUCCUGCUGUUUGAGCUUCCUUUGGCGGCAGUUUCCCAGCGGGAGAGCCAAGCCUGGGCGAGGCGGGUGCCGGGUCUUCACUUCUGUUUUAAUAAAACACUGA
Messenger RNA from Hirundo rustica (Barn swallow), 1862 nucleotides. RefSeq names its product dephospho-CoA kinase domain containing (gene DCAKD). Lineage: Eukaryota; Metazoa; Chordata; Aves; Passeriformes; Hirundinidae. Bases 373 to 1161 code for a protein of 262 amino acids. The record is from RefSeq and is a predicted model, not a curated record. The transcript has 6 exons. Gene Ontology annotation, molecular function: dephospho-CoA kinase activity; ATP binding. Gene Ontology annotation, biological process: coenzyme A biosynthetic process.